Molecule: messenger RNA, 751 nt
Organism: Cryptomeria japonica (Japanese cedar)
Lineage: Eukaryota; Viridiplantae; Streptophyta; Pinopsida; Cupressales; Cupressaceae
Product: DNA-directed RNA polymerases II, IV and V subunit 12
Exons: 4
Coding region: 181-342 (53 amino acids)
Biological process (GO): DNA-templated transcription
Cellular component (GO): RNA polymerase I complex; RNA polymerase III complex; RNA polymerase II, core complex
Molecular function (GO): zinc ion binding; DNA binding; DNA-directed RNA polymerase activity
Source: RefSeq, a predicted model, not a curated record
AAGGUAGACUAUAUUGCACACCGAGCGAGUGCUAUAAAUUUCUUUAUAAAAUAUUCAUCGUGUCACUUGAAUACAAAGAUAAAGGAUUAGGGUUUAUACGCAGAGGAGGAAAUAAAUUUAGUAAUCUCGUCUUUUGGAACUGUUGGAAGAUAUUUAGCAGGUUUUGAACUUUUGAGUACUAUGGAUGGACCUGCAGUGCCUGAACCUGUCGGUUACAUUUGUGGAGACUGUGGAGCUGAGAAUGCACUGAAGCCUGGCGAUGUAAUCCAGUGCAGAGAAUGUGGUUACCGUAUCUUGUACAAGAAACGCACAAGGAGGAUUGUUCAAUACGAAGCUCGCUGAACUGAUUCCAUAGAGUCUGGAUUAUUGUGGGCAAAUUUUGAAUCAUGUUUGAUCUUGUGGAUAAAAUUGUAAAUGAAAAAUAAUUCUUGUUUUACGAUACAAAACUUUAUACAGAUUGACUCAGUAUAUAGUUCUUUGCAAGCCCUCAGUCUUGUGUAGGGUUAUUUUGACUCAGUAUAUAGUUCUUUGCAAGCCCUCAGUCUUGUGUCGGGUUAUUUUGAAGAACAUUGUUAUAUUUGGACCGUUUUUAAUGAUGUUUCUCUCAUCUACUUUGAGCAAUCAUACUGGGGAUAAACAAUACAUAAUUUUUAUUAUAUAGAGCUAAGGAAACUUUCAUAAAGAAAGUUUUAAUGGUCCUCUAUUUCUAAUCACUUUAUAUUAAGAUUAUUGAACUUGAUUGAAUGAAGCA